AAAUAAGUAAACAAACUCUUAAAGAAAAGCAACAAACAGAAAGUAGAUAGAAGAACACUGUACGAGGAAACGUGGAUCGCUUAGUAAUAAAAAUCGUUUCUUCUCUCAACAUCACUCCGGCGAUGACACUCAUCCUAGUGACCGGUAUGCCGGGUGUCGGCAAAACGACCAUAAUGUGCAAAGUGAGCGACGAGCUGGCGAAGCGUAACGUUCCCAUCGCCGGCUUCUACACGGAGGAGGUGCGCGAUCCUCGUGCCGGCGAUCGUACCGGGUUCGAUGUGGUCACGUUCGGAGGGCAAAGAGCACCGCUGGCAAGGAUUGCUUCGACCGGCACCAAAAACCCCACCGUUGGCCGGUAUUCCGUGUGCAUUGAGCAGUUCGAACGGCUUGCCCUGCCGGCGCUGGAUGAACGGCAGGCCAAAGCGGUACUGCUGCUGGAUGAGAUCGGUCGGAUGGAGCUCAAAUCACGUGCGUUUGUCGAGCGGAUGAACGCGAUCGUGAAGGAGGUCGGCACCGGCAGGCAACGGUUCGUGGCCACUGUACCCCUAAAAUCGUCCGGCAUCGAGCUGAUCGAGCGGCUGAAACGCAUCAACGGGUGUCAGAUUUUCCACGUGAAACCUUCGAACCGUGAGGAAAUGUACGGUCAAGUGCGGGAUGCUGUCUUCCGUUUGGUUGACUCCAAAUGAGCCUCGAGUAGAAAAGGGGACGAAAAAAGGCCUUCAACGUUUCAGUUCGGGAUUUCUGUAUUUUUGACGUCCACUAUUUCCGCGCGUGGUGUAAUUUUUCGUAUAAAUAAAAGGAUGGGGGUAUAGCAACAUAAUCAAACCCUGCCGGUCCUGUGUGUGUGUGUGACGUUCUUCCACA
Molecule: messenger RNA, 864 nt
Organism: Anopheles merus
Lineage: Eukaryota; Metazoa; Arthropoda; Insecta; Diptera; Culicidae
Product: cancer-related nucleoside-triphosphatase homolog
Exons: 3
Coding region: 123-686 (187 amino acids)
Molecular function (GO): ribonucleoside triphosphate phosphatase activity
Source: RefSeq, a predicted model, not a curated record